Molecule: messenger RNA, 5591 nt
Organism: Ooceraea biroi (clonal raider ant)
Lineage: Eukaryota; Metazoa; Arthropoda; Insecta; Hymenoptera; Formicidae
Gene: nsl1
Product: non-specific lethal 1
Cellular component (GO): NSL complex
Molecular function (GO): histone acetyltransferase binding
Source: RefSeq, a predicted model, not a curated record
GUAUUGGUCGAUCGCGCGCGACGGCAUCGGUGAGCGCAACGAAGUUGCUCGAAUUUCCUAUAUAUAUUAUCGAUAAAUAGCUCGCGUCGUUGCCCGUGUGACUUUCCGAGGCGGCGAGAACGGCCGACGUAUCGUGCGUCGUGCGGGAACGGCGUUGCCUCGUCGCGAGAGGCGUUUUCGAGUGGUGCGUUCCUAGCGUGCUUUCUUGCGAAGAGAGAGAGAGAGAGAAGUGUGGUGCCCGCUGUGGACGACCGACUACGCGUACGACGUACCGUGACGACAGUUACGUGAGAAGAGAGAAGGAAGAGGAACGUGGUGGAACGGGGCGAGAGGAAGAGAGAAGGCGCGCGCGUCGCUCGCUGAGCGGAGAUCGGCGGCGGACGAGAGCAGCCGAGCACGGACGACGGGAUUAUCGUACGUUGGGUGUGACGGAACGCAGUUGCGACUCGGUGCGCGCGACCCGGACCGGCGUAUCUGCACGACUGGCGUCGUGCGCGAGGGCCCUAAAGGGCGAGCCCAGGCAGCGUUCUCGCGAGGCCUGCGGCGGUAUCCCACGAGAGAGCACGUUGAGCCCGGCCACGACGAGGACGUACUCGCAGAAGGAAAGCGGCAUGCGGAACGUGACGCGCCAGAUAAGCCCGGCCUCGACAUGCUCGGAAACAUUUUAACAGCACCAAGUCAUUUUCGUUGUCAACCGUGUUGCGAGCGAGUGUGAGAGGCCGCUGCUGCUGCGAAUUAUCGGAGGCGCGCAAAGCUCGACUCUGGGAGCGGUCGGCUUAAAACCGAGCAGCCCCGAGCGAGAGAUCGUCGGCGCUGCAUUCCAGGCGUUUUCGUUCAUGUGAUUACGGACACAUCGGGAUACAUUUAACGCGCUUCAAGUAUGCUACGCUUCCUCAAACGUGAAAACGAAGAGAUGAGUAUCGUGUUGCGAUGGAUGAUAAGCGACGAUCAGUAACAUGCGAGAGACUGUGGAAACGACGUAAUUAAGUGCCCGCGGAGGGUGAGAAGAAGCGACAAAAGUAACGAGUUGUUUCUCGGGAUAAGAGGAAAAUAGCGAGAACACAAAGAGUCAAGAAGUCGAAUAGAAGCGGGACGGCGGUAAGGGAGGCAGGACAGAGCCGUAGCGAUGGAUGAAUGGGAGUGAGCGCGGCGCACAGGGAGUGCAGGAGCGGCGGGCGCGCACGUUGCGGCACGUCGUGGGAGCCUCUGAAUGUGGAGGCCGCGGCACUGGCAGCGUCAGUGGCAGUGAUGGCCCCUGCUCUGACGGAAGGCGGUCCUCAAAAGCCUGAAAACUUGCUCCCUACCCUACCAGCCGCGGCGAGCGGCUUUCUGUCCGCCGUGCAGGCUACGCAGGUGUGCCAGGACCGUGAGAUCGUGUCCAAGUUCGUAGUGCCGGCGAACGUGCAACCGUCGAAAAUCGACGAGCAGUGCUUGCGUGGUGUCUCGAAGGACCUGAUACGCGAUGUCAUUAAUUCGAAAUACGCCAACGAUCUCGACUCGCUGUCCGCCUUUGCGAGCGCGUCUGACUUGAUCGGACCGAGAAACGGGACGGCGGCGGCGGCAGCGGAGGCAGCGGGGCAAGAGAACUUUGAGGAACCGGUCACGCUGCCGGGCGCCGAUCACGUCGAACGGAAGGUGAUCGACAUUAUAAUGAACGAUCCAUCUAUGGGUGAUCAAACAAACAACAUGGGUUUCUUGAAAUCGAGCGCGGAUUUGCCCCUGGUGGCUACCGAGCCUGAAACGGGAGGUAACAAAGCUCUGGACGUCGAUCAGAUCAUGGCGUUCGGUGCCGAUAUCGCCGCCGACAGCGAGCAAUGCAACAUGGCGAACGUCGCCGAUAUCGGGCACAACGUCGAGGAGAUCCUGCAGGUGAUUAAGUCGAUCGAGGGCGCGGAGAGCGCCGAGAACAUCUCCGCGGGCGGUGGCGAGCCGGCGCAGGGCGCCGUCGAUGGCGUGGAGAUGUUCGCCAUGCCCGAGGAGGGAUUCGCCUCUUUCGAGCGGGAUCUGCUUAACGACGUGGACGUGAUGAGUCUUUGCAACGAGAACAUCAACAUCGCGGACACGGUGGACCAACAGAAGUCUAACACUUUGAGAUUGCAACAGGAUAUCGUCGCGCAGAAGCAAUUCGAGAGCGAGAGGAGGUGCGCGUUCUUACUGAGAAGACUGAGGAAGCUUCAAGCGAGGAUAGUCGGCAGACACGUGGCGGAGGAGAACACUGGUGUUCUCGAGCUGGCCCAUCGCGGGGUGAAGAAGUACCUUUUUCAGGAACUGGUUAACAUUGGCUCGAAGUCCAACGUGAGGAACUUUCCCGAGAUCAGCGGCAGUUUGCGUUCGUUUCUCCAGAAGAUCGAGAAGAUGUGCGUCGCUCAGAGCAACAGUGUGAACCGCCAGAGAGUGUGUUGUCGUUACUUUGGCGGAGGCUCGCGCGACAACGCGGGUAGUAGUACAUCCGGCAGUAACGGCAACCGUCAACCGGUGUUCGGUAUCCCUCAGGUUAAACUAAACAGUGAAGAAGUGGAGAGUGUUGCCGGAUCCUUGUCCACGCAGUUCCAUGUCGUGGAAUCGAAUUUGGACUCGGAUUGUACGGCGUCCAGCAGCGGCGGGGAGAGCUGCGACGAGAUGCAGACGUUCAACAAUCCACAUCAACAGCACCUGCCCAUAUCCAAAAGAGCAGCAUGGAGAUAUGCACAGGAUCGUGCAGGUGUAGCAUCACGGUGGACCUGGCUACAGGCACAAAUAUCAGAUUUAGAAUACAGAAUUAGACAGCAUAACGAUUUGCAACGGCAGAUCAGGGCCACAAAGGGCCUGGUUGUUCUCGAUAAUACGGAAACUGUUAACGGAUACAGUGGCGCUCUACCAGGUUCUACCGGGCGAUACAAUUCGCCCGAGGGUGAAAUGCCAGCUAGUAGGACGCGUCCAUUUGUAUGGAGUUUUUAUAGAAAGCGAAAGCUUUUGCAAGUGGACAGGCUACACGAAGUUUCAAAACGUGCGGCCAAAGCGUCAACAGUGAGAUGCAAUUGUGAUCACGUGUUGCCUGCAUGUGCUUUAUGUACAGGAAGGCUAGAUCCAAUGCAGCCGCAAGAACCAAUUGAACAGCUUUCUGUACAAGAACGCGUAGCACUUGUUGAUCCUAGUUUUCAUCCGGUGUUAUCAUUUCCUGAUGAAAUUGUACAUGGAACUCAUUUAGAAGCUAUUAUGAAAUCAGUGGAAUGGCAGCAGAAAAUGCUGAGGGGCAAUUUGCGAAUCACUCGAGUGAAAGAUAAAGAUAGCAAUGAAAGAAGGAAUAAGAAACUCCCUAAUAGAACGAAGUAUACAGCGCGAUUAAAGAAAUCAUCCUCGACUAUCCUUACAGCGAGAAUCAAGAGGAAAAUGUUGAAAAACGGGAAGAGAAAUAGACUCCCUCACGAGAGAAGCGUGCCUGGAUUAAACAAGAAAAAGAUAUCGAAAUUGCCGACUGAGGAUGAUGACGAUAUUAGCGCGCUUUCAAGUUCCAGCAAACACUCGUCCCCAGUGCCUUCUCCAUUGCAACACGUUACUGCCUCGUCAGAGAAAAAUACCGUUAAAGAGAAAAGUUCGAAUUCACAUGGGCGCUUGCGGCAGAAUUCAUACGACAUUGACAAUAUAGUCAUUCCCUACAGUGUUGCUGCUUCAACCAGGCCUGAGAAAUUACAAUACAAAGAGAUUUUAACACCAAAAUGGAGACUAUGCGACGAGCCUUCGAAAAUGGACGUGAAGAAUGGCAUAAUGCACAGGCCCGGUCAGGAUAGCGAUUUUGAGGAUAUAUCGGACGAAACUAUCGCUCUGAGGCAUGAACGUAGUGAACGCGAGGAAUACAAACGUUUCAUGACGCAUCUCAACAUGCCAAAUCAGACGCGUAUUCGUCACAAUCGUCGUCUUGAUAGCAGAGCAGACAGCGGUGCAAACACACCCGAUCCCAUGUCGCCGCACGCGAGUAGCGAUUUCGGUGGAGACGCGGUGUCGCCGUUAACGUCUCCGCCCGCUACUCCGUCGCAGGACACGGAACAGAACCCGCAGCAACCUGCGUCGGGUCUGGACCCGCAUCGAGCGUCCGCUCUGCAAAACUCGUUUCGACGUCGCGCUAUGCCUGGUCUGAAACUGGGGAAAGACGACGCCACGACCGCAUUUACCGAGGAUGAGAACGAAAUUUUGCCGUACGAACCAAGAAUAUUCCCGUUGUCCGAAGAAGUUUAUGAUAAGAUGCUGGAAGUGAUGCCGGACGGACACUGGCAAGCUUCGUCGACAUCUUUAUGCUCCCGUGACGGAGAGAAGGGCGAUGAUGACGGGGAAAUGAUGGAUUCUCCUGAAUCGGAUUCGACUGAAUCGGCUUGUUGCGACGUAGACGGUGAGGACCCCAAUGACCCUGAAUGGACAGUAGCUGACGAUAGGGAUACUGAAAAGGAGAGAAUACGUCCUACGGCUAAGAGAUAGGAUAUAAAACUCUUAAUAAUUACAGUAUGUCUACGUCGUCGUUACUAUAUGCAGAAGCUACCUGUCAAUUGUUAUAUAUACCUGUCGGUCAUGUAACAUUGCACCUUAAGUUAAUGGUAUUACGAAUUCUGUAAAGUGUAUCAUAAAUAUAAAUUUUAUAACUUCAUUCUGCUUAAAUUAAUGGAAAGAAACCUUAAUUAAUUAAUUAUUAUUGCUCUUUUUUUAAGUAUUGCUAUUUUGGCCAAAGCACUAGGACUUGUACGAGCGUCAUUAUUACGUUUAGGAUAUGUACUUGCAUUACUGACUUUCCCCUCUGCUCUGUUACGUAAUAAUAGUAGGUAGUAUUAAUUAAUGAGAGAAAAGUAGAAUCUCAUGACAAAUUGAAGCUGUUUUGUACAGAACUGUAUUUAUGUUACGAUCAGUCCUUCACUUUAAAUAAAAGUGCCAAUUGAAAUGUUCUGUAGCACUGUGUACCUUCCAAUAUUAAACACGCUUUCUCUAUUUUGCGAGAGAAAGAGUACACCACAGUCUGCGCAACAUACUCGACGAAAUGUGUUAACGGAUGCUUAAAUGUGUAUAUUCCGACUUCAUCAUGAUGUGAAAACGUGUAUUUAAAUUCCUGUAUAUCGUCCGUUAUAUAACUCGUGCACACUUAAUUUUGCAAGAGUGUUUCGUAUUUUAUGUAACAGUCAAAAUCAGUUUUUUCCUCAAGUGCGAAUUUAGCGUAGCGUAGCGCUGAUUCCAUUUGUUUUAUUUCUCACAUGACCGAGUUGUGUCUUAAGAUAUUACUGUCGCGUCGUACAGGUAAGGGCACCGUUGCUGAAAUUAAAAUUAUAAAGAGGACGUUGUAAAUUUGUGUAUUAUAUAGAGAAUAUUCUUGACAUAGCGUGUGCAUUUGAAGAUGUGUAGAACUGCUGCUAAUUAAUAUUAAAAAAACGCGUUAUCGAUUAAAAAAACACUGGCACUCUGUAUUUUGACUGUUAUGUUUUGUAUCAACGGUAUCAUUUGCCAGAUCUAAACUGGCUUGUUAAUUUAAGCGUUCACAUAAAUACUGAAAGUCUUGUGUCACUGUGAUUUCGCGAUUUUCUAAUAGUCUGUGAUACUACAUGUAUUUUCUUUCGUAUUAAAAGUUUUAUAACCAG